AUGCAUGACACAGAUUCUACCCAGUGCAGAGACUUAUGGGAUGGAAAAUAUAGGAAAUUCCAGUAUCUACUGAUGUGUUUGUCUUUAUCUCUUUCAGUUGACGAUUCUGGAAAAAUCAUUAUAUUUCCAGGUUACAUGGAUGGAGAACUUGCAAAAAAAUCAGAUCCCAGAGUCUCGAUUCUAAAAAGUGGAGGCACUGCAAAGUCUAAGAGUAGCGAAGACAAAAACAAGGAAGCACUAAAGAAGGAAAUCUCCUUCACAGGUUCUGAUCAGUCCUUGGCGCACAAAACAGAGAAGGAAAGAAAAGCAAAAGACACUGAUUUGGACACAGGGAAGAUAGACGUGGAGGCCAAGGUAAAGGGGAGCGACCUGGGGAUGCCGACAAGAGAGGAAGCCCAAGUAAAGGCGAGUGAGGCCGGGAUACCACAAGGACCAGCAUCUCAAGAAAAGGAGAGUGAGGUGGAAAUACCACAAGGACCAGAAUCUCAAGUGAAGGAGAGUGAGGCCAAAACACCAAAAGGACCAAAAGCGAAAGUAACGAAGAGUAAGGCUGGGACACCACAAGGACAGAAACCUCCAGAAAACACUGGGAGUUCUGAAGCUAAAGGAAACCAGGCCAAAGAAAAGGAAGAUGCAGGAAAGACUAAAGAUACGAAAGAAACUGAUGCCAAAGACAAGAAAAGUGGUGAAGGAAAGGACCAAGUGAAGGGAAAGAAAGAACCACAAGUCAAGCGUAAAAAAGCAGAAGCAAAAAAGGAGACGGGCAAUUAA
Molecule: messenger RNA, 771 nt
Organism: Myotis brandtii (Brandt's bat)
Lineage: Eukaryota; Metazoa; Chordata; Mammalia; Chiroptera; Vespertilionidae
Gene: TSBP1
Product: chromosome unknown open reading frame, human C6orf10
Exons: 2
Coding region: 1-771 (256 amino acids)
Source: RefSeq, a predicted model, not a curated record